AUGUUGAACCUCUCCAGCUUCGUGCAAAAAGCCCAACAGCUACUGGACCCCACUCAGGGUUUGAAUAUCACCGACUCGGACAGAAAUCCAUCCAAAGCAUCCCUCUUUCAAGCCCAGUUUAGACUUCCAGCCUCUCAACACCCGCUCUACGAGAUCACCGCCGAGCUUACCAUUCCCCUUGCCAACGCCACACAGAGCGACAGAGACCGUGAAAGAGGCUACCAGUACGCCGGAAAGCUUCACCUGUCCGAGUCCUACCUCUGCUUCUCUACCACACCAUCCAGUUUCUUGCAGUCUGCGAGCACCCCGACUUCGUCGGUAUUCACUGGCCAGACACACGGUGGAGGGCCGAGCGGGAACGGCUUCACCUUCCCCCUGUCAUCCAUUCGGAGGGUCGAGCGGCUUCACAGCCAGAACUUUCAGUUUGCCCUAGCUAUCAGCACAUGGAACGGUAUAAGCCAGGAAGCCGCCAAGGACAAGGACAAGAAGGACCUAAGAGAACAACGGAUUACCAUCCAGCUGGCCAGUAGUCGGCAGGCAUGUGAGAGGUUUUGCGAUGGUCUAAAAAAGGGUCUCCGAACAAACGUUGGAAAUGUGGCCAAACUGAAAAAGGUGGUGAGCGAGUGCUAUUCUGAAUACCUUCUCCGACCCGAAGAACAGAAAAAUGCGACGCCUCCCGAUGCCGGCUUGGGCCUCAUUUUCAAGUACCCCGGCGAUCCCAAGAAGCUUCGAGACAGGGCCAAGAUGCGGCUGUGGGCCGAGUAUUUGAGAGACAAUGGACGGAAUGCGACAUUAAUCCGUCAGCCUACCUUCCACAAACUAAUCAGAGUCGGGCUGCCGAACAGGCUGAGGGGUGAGAUGUGGGAGCUGACGUCUGGGUCGCUAUAUCUGCGGCUUGAAAACCCAACACUGUACGCCGACACGCUCGCCAAGCAUUCGGGCAUGGAAUCUCUGGCUAUUGAUGAGAUCGAAAAGGACCUGAAUCGCAGUCUUCCGGAAUAUCCUGGCUUCCAGAGCGAGGAGGGCAUCGGCCGUCUUCGGCGGGUCUUGACUGCCUACAGCUGGGUCAAUGCCGAUGUUGGCUACUGCCAGGCGAUGAACAUUGUCGUUGCGGCCUUGCUGAUCUACAUGUCAGAAGCACAGGCCUUCUUCCUUCUCUCCGCCCUGUGCGAUCGGUUGGUGCCGGGUUACUAUUCAACCACCAUGUACGGCACCCUUCUCGACCAAAAGGUGUUUGAGUCCUUGGUGGAGAAGACCAUGCCCAUCUUGUGGGAACAUCUCGUGAAGAGUGACGUGCAGCUGUCUGUCGUGUCGCUGCCUUGGUUCCUCUCGCUUUAUAUCAACUCGAUGCCUCUCGUCUUCGCCUUCAGGGUCUUGGACGUGUUCUUUGUCGAGGGCCCCAAAGUGCUGUUCCAGGUUGGCCUGGCCAUCUUGAGGAUAAACGGAGAGGAACUCUUAGAUGCGGCGGAUGACGGAGCCUUCAUCUCGGUCCUCAAGUCCUACUUUGCCCGUCUCGAUGAAUCUGCUCACCCCAAGUCUGAGAAUCCCAAACUCAGGGCGGUCACUCGGUUCCAGGAGCUCAUGGUGGUGGCCUUCAAGGAGUUCUCGGGCAUCACGCACAACAGUAUUACCGAGCUUCGCCUCAAAAACAAGGACGCCGUCCUGAACAACAUCGAGAGCUUUGCAAAGCGAACGGCCAUCAGAAAUCUUGGCCCCGAUAGCAAGCUGCUGAGCGCCGAUGAGUUGGCCGCCUUGUACGACAGGUUCUAUGGCGUGUUGUACGAGAGACAACAGCGAGACCACAUCAUUAAGCAGGAGCAAGCAAGGCGAGCCAAGAACAGCCGCUCACGGGCGGCUGCUGUUGAAGGACACGACGAAAGCAUCGAGAAAGGUCGGGUUGGGUUGGGACCGAGCACCAGCCUGAUGGACUAUGACGCGUUCCGUGAAUUCCUGGCGGGAAUGUCCAGAUGGGCCAUCUCAGACGCACCCAGCACGCCGCGACGUGAGACUACGGGGGAUAGGCAGACAGGCUUCUACGGCAGCUUUAGACGAGGUGACGUGACGUUGUCUCCCUGGGGGGCAGGUCCCGAACCGGCAGAUCAUGAAUUUGUCCAGCGACUGUUUGCGAAGUGGGACGUGGGAUCCGCCUCCGCUCUCACUCUCCAAAACGUUGUGUCGGGCAUGGCUCGUAUCAAAGGGAAGCGCGACAUCAUGGGCACCAUCAACUACUUUUUUGAACUACACGAUGACGACGGAGACGGCAGGGUCGAUCGCGAAGGCAUUUUGCGCAUGUCCGAGGCCUUGCUUUUCCUAUCUCGCCGUGGGCUGGAAGGCACGCUAAGCCCGUCAAGUUCGAAUCUCGCCCUCAGUACAGACAACGUGAACGGUGGCGGCGAGAACCCAGGCCAUUCUAUCAAUGAGAGGUUCCUUGGCAGCGUCAGCGCCUUCAUCAGGAGAUGCUUUGAAUAUGCCGACCCGGAUCAUCCACAGAAUCAAAAUGCGAUACAAGACGUGCAAGAACGACUAGAUGCGCAGAAGCUAGAGGAUGAUGAGGAGCUCGCAGACCCCGACGCCUUCGCCAUUGGCGAUGACGACGAUGACGAUGACGAUCUCAUGGCCAUGGAAUCACCAUCCGCAAGUCCCAAAACAGCAGCUGUUCGCCCUGACAAAAAGCUCGGCCAGCCACCUGAGCUGCAACUGAAUUCAGCAUCUGCAGGGCUCUCCACGGACGAUGACAUGUCAGCACGAAGACGGGUGUCCAAAGCUCAGUCGGUCAAGGCCAACGCCGCCUUGGACCCAUCAAACCCGUUGCACAUUACUCUCCCAACAUUCCGCAUGGUUGUACUUGCAGACGAGCUUCUGGAACAGUUCUUCGAGUCAUCCUUCCCAGCAUCAUUUCACAUUAUUGAGGGUCUGGCCUCUUCGACCACACCCACCAGCGCAUCGUCCUUGACUACCUUCUCCAGUCUUGGUAUCGGCGCCGGACGGGCUGUCAAUGCCGCGCUCGGUGGCGCUCCCGGGGCACCUGGUGCUGCCGCUGGAGGUCGCGGCCUGCGCGGUGUCUUGGAUAACAUUGUCACCGACGGGAUGCGCGUGGCGGCUGAAGUCCGCCGUAGGAUGGAGGAGGCCCAGCGCGAGCUUGAAAAGAACGCACUCCCAGGCCAGCGCACCGAGGAGGACGACGACGAAGAGGACGAUGAUGUGGGGCUUGGACGGCCAUCAGGGGCUGGAAAGAGUGGGGCGUACUCUGGCGAUGCGGAACGGCGAAGCGUGCGCAGUUCGGACCGAGACCUCUUGACAGGUGCAGACGCUGAAGCUAGUGACGCGACAGCGGCAGGUGCCGGACGUGCCAGCGGGAGUCCCGAGGGUGGGGGUGGUGGGAAUGGGGCCGGUAAUGAGCCUGGCAAGGGCGCGGGGGCUGGCAAAGUUGUUGGGGUCGAGUUCGAUGGCUAG
Podospora anserina S mat+ is the source of this 3453-nucleotide messenger RNA. RefSeq lists its product as uncharacterized. The transcript is spliced from 2 exons. Lineage: Eukaryota; Fungi; Ascomycota; Sordariomycetes; Sordariales; Podosporaceae. The coding region runs from base 1 to 3453 and encodes 1150 amino acids. The record is from RefSeq and is a predicted model, not a curated record.